AUGACCAAUUCCAACCACGAGCAAGAUAUAGCGUCUGAAGUGCCCCAAAUGGGUUCAUCAUACACACCUUCCGAAAGCGACUCUCUCUUCUCUACCCCUAUGGACCAGGACACAGAGCAAUGGACUGUGCCCGAUGCUAGCCCCCCUUCCGCUCAGCCUGAAGCCGACUCUUGUCGGCCACUAACCCAUGAACUAGUGCGCCUUGAUCACGAGAACGGUGAGCGACCGCCUCAUACGUCAGAGGUCUUUCGGCUUUACGCAGCCCUUUGGGACACUUACAAUAAGAGAACUGCUGAAUUGCGUCGUCUUGAGGAAGAAAAUUACAUGCUUCGUUCGGCGAACAUUCAAUUCUGCCAUCAACUUCAAGCUCUUGAACGUCGCAGUAUUGACCAAGGGGCAAUGUUGGCAUUUUCAGAACAGGGAUUGGAAAACUUUCGAAAGGGAAUCAGCGCCGUUCUCGAGGCAUGGGAGAAUAAUCCAUCCAAUACUGGCUCAGUAUGA
This is a messenger RNA of Penicillium longicatenatum, 501 nucleotides long. RefSeq lists its product as uncharacterized. Bases 1 to 501 code for a protein of 166 amino acids. Lineage: Eukaryota; Fungi; Ascomycota; Eurotiomycetes; Eurotiales; Aspergillaceae. The transcript has 2 exons. The record is from RefSeq and is a predicted model, not a curated record.